ACCGACUCCAGCCCCCAUUCCUUCCCCUCCCCCUCUUCCCUUCCGGCCGUUCGCCGAACGCCAUCGGAAGCCCCCGCGGGGCCGCGUCGAAGAUCGGGUUCUUCACUCUUCAGAAAUCAGAACCCUCCUCGUCGCCUCUUCCUCUUCCGCUUCAGCUUCAGCUUCCGCUUCCGCUCUCCAACGAUGGAUCAGUAAUCGGGUGGUUCUUCACAAACUAGCUUUGAAAGAGGUGAAAAAUUCUCUCGCUGUGCCGAUAUCAAGGAAUGGAUUAAAAGCAGGAUAUUGGACAUUUUCUACCAGCAUUUCCCAAUAAAGUGAAGUUGAGUAUCCCGUACUCUGUUCCUAGCUUUACUCUUGGCAGUUUUGGUGUAAUCACUCAAUUCCGAAGGGAUAAACAUUGGCCACAUGAUAGAGAGUGAUGAGAUGGUGGGGGCAAGUAAGAAUGGCAUGGGAACGUCAUCUCCCCACGUAGAGAUACUCAUACCGCCAUGGUGGGCAGAGGCGGCAGAGGCUAUUGCUCGCGCCGCUUCUCAGCCACCGGUUGCCUUCAUCUGCGGCCCUAAGAAUAGCGGGAAGUCUACAUUCUCUCGAUACCUUCUCAACAUUCUCUUGGAAAGGUAUAAGAGAGUAGGCUAUUUGGAUACCGAUGUGGGGCAGCCAGAGUUCUCUCCUCCUGGUUGCCUCUCCCUUCAUAUUAUUGGUGAAAAUAUACUAGAUUUGAUGAACACAAGUCUAAAAACACCUGAGAGGUGUUUCUUCUAUGGUGAUAUUUCAUCAAAGAGAGACCCAGAAGCGUAUUUAAAUUAUGUUUUCAACUUAUAUGAUUACUUUCUCAAGGAGUACUGUUCCUAUAAUGAAACCGAAAAUACUGGAAAUUCAAUGCCACCUUUAAUUAUCAACACUCCUGGAUGGAUGAAAGGUACUGGUUUUGAUCUUUUGGUAGAGAUGUUGAGAUAUAUCUCUCCCACUAUGGUGGUUAAAUUAUGUAUCUCAACUAGGAGUAAAAAUCUUCCUAAUGGAAUGUUUUGGUUUGAUGGUGAACAAAAGGGACAAACUGUUGUUAUUGAUGUUUUUUCCGCACAACAAGACUCCUUAAAUAGAUCGGUUUUGAUUCAGAAGGAUGUACGUGGUUUACGUGACCGUCGUCUUUUUGAAUAUUUCAAGCAAUGUUUUCCAACUGAUACGAAUAUUUCAACAAAUAAGGAACUUGCCUAUGCCCUGGCUUCUCUCCCUCCUUAUAUACUGCCAUUUUCGAAAGUUAAAGUUAUGCAUCUUCACUGUCAGGUCCCAAGUAAUGAAAUAUGGCACAGCCUGAAUGCUACUAUUGUGGGCUUGGCAGUUAGUACUGAUGGAACUGUAAUGAGUCGAUCCACACCUUGGUGUGUUGGGCUUGGUAUCGUCAGAGGUGUAGAUGUCACUGAAGGUCUAUUAUAUGUGAUUACUCCUGUUCCUCUUCACUAUCUUCGAAGUGUGGAUCUUCUACUACAAGGCUUUGUUGAAGUACCGACUAGUCUUUUGCAGGUGCGCGGAUGUGUUUCCCCUUACAUGUCUACUAAUGUGCUGCAUAGGAUAUCAGAUAAGGAUUUAUAGGAUAUCAAGAUGGGGCUGUAAAAACAGCAGCAAAUGCAACACUCAGAGCAGUUGAAAGGGGGGGGGUGGGGUGCAAAUUUUGAGAGCACUGUUAGAGGGUUGCGUCUCACUNUUUUUUUUUUUUUUUUUUAAUUAUUAUUAUUAUUAUUAUUAUUAUUAUUAUUACCCGGUUCUUAUGGAGUGCUGCCUCUAAGUUAAUUGGUAAAUGUUGAGACUUCUCUGAUCAGGAUUUUGCUGUUUGAUGUAAAUUAACAGUCCCAAUAUAUGCUUUAUGUACAAGGAGGGUUAUUUUGGGAAAGUUCAAAAUAAUUUCAGUUA
Ananas comosus (pineapple) is the source of this 1908-nucleotide messenger RNA. Its product is annotated as polynucleotide 5'-hydroxyl-kinase NOL9. The transcript has 12 exons. Bases 406 to 1590 code for a protein of 394 amino acids. NCBI's taxonomy places the organism in Eukaryota, Viridiplantae, Streptophyta, Magnoliopsida, Poales, Bromeliaceae. Gene Ontology annotation, cellular component: nucleus. Gene Ontology annotation, molecular function: polynucleotide 5'-hydroxyl-kinase activity. The record is from RefSeq and is a predicted model, not a curated record. Gene Ontology annotation, biological process: cleavage in ITS2 between 5.8S rRNA and LSU-rRNA of tricistronic rRNA transcript (SSU-rRNA, 5.8S rRNA, LSU-rRNA).